Molecule: messenger RNA, 1816 nt
Organism: Sardina pilchardus (European sardine)
Lineage: Eukaryota; Metazoa; Chordata; Actinopteri; Clupeiformes; Clupeidae
Gene: jund
Product: JunD proto-oncogene, AP-1 transcription factor subunit
Exons: 1
Coding region: 278-1156 (292 amino acids)
Biological process (GO): regulation of transcription by RNA polymerase II; regulation of cell population proliferation; regulation of cell cycle
Cellular component (GO): transcription regulator complex
Molecular function (GO): RNA polymerase II cis-regulatory region sequence-specific DNA binding; transcription factor binding; DNA-binding transcription factor activity, RNA polymerase II-specific
Source: RefSeq, a predicted model, not a curated record
AAUAGAAAACUUGCAGAUGCUUAUUAACGCCCAUUGCUGAAAUCGUUGCUCGUGGUAGAGUUAUCACAUGAAGGCUUAGAAGAGUUCUUUGCUAUGUACAUUUACCACAUUUAUAUAUGAGGACUGCCUAGACGGUGACGGAAAACGCGUUGAAGCAUUCUACAGGUUAGGCUACAUGAUAAAAGAUUCACCUUAAGGAACCAUCUGCUUCGUGACUGGUAAAUAAGGAGAAACCACCUCUGCAUGAAGCUCCACACAUCCCAUGUGAGGGGAUAGGAUGGAAACAACCUUCUACCCUGACGAUGUGCUGAAUAAUACUCGAGGAAUUUCAAGCAUCUACUCUCAAGACAGCAUGAUGAAGAAGGAUAUCAACUCCGAAGAUCAAGGCAGUGCCAACCUUAAGCAGGAUCUGCCCGAUACCGAGGGCAUUCUGAAUACUCCGGACCUGCUGAAACUGGCGUCGCCGGAGUUGGAGCGACUGAUUAUACAAUCUAACGGUAUGGUCACGACGACACCGACCUCACAGUUUGUCUACCCGAAGUCUGUGAGCGAUGAACAGGAAUUUGCCGAGGGCUUCGUGAAAGCUCUGGAAGACCUCCACAAGCAGAAUCAAUUAAACGGGGGACCGUGCUUGCCUCCCGUGAGCCGACUCAGUGCCAACACAACCUUAGCCCUACAGACUGAUCUACCGGUGUACACGAACUUAAACACCUAUGGAAAUAGCCCGCUGGGCACUACAGUGAAUUAUUCCACGGACACCAUUCCCUUCCCUCCGCCGCCUUCGCAUCCCCUGAGCGCGCAGCAACAAGCGCAGACAAGACUCCAGUCACUCAAGGACGAGCCUCAGACUGUGCCGGACAUUCACAGCUUUGGCGACAGUCCACCCCUUUCGCCCAUCGACAUGGACUCACAGGAGCGCAUCAAAGCCGAGAGGAAAAGGCUUCGUAACAGAAUAGCCGCUUCAAAGUGCCGUAAGAGGAAGCUGGAGAGGAUAUCCAGGCUAGAGGACAAGGUGAAAUCCCUGAAAACCCAGAACACCGAGCUUGCGUCGACAGCGAGUGUACUUAGGGAGCAAGUGGCCCAGCUGAAACAAAGGGUCAUGAACCAUGUGAACAAUGGCUGUCAGCUACUUCCAAAUCAAGUUCAAGCGUACUGAGGGAGAGGAAGGCCACUUCACUUACCAAGACACUCUGGAGUUCUCAACGAACCAAAACUCUGAAUGACGUCGUUAAAUGCCUUUUCUUUCUCUUGCUACAGCCUACACAUCAUUUUAGACGAUUGGCAGAGGAAUAUAAAGAACUGGACACUUCAUUCGUGGUGCUUAUGUAAAUGAUGGAAAAUCUAUGUUUACAGAGCUUUUGUAGCAUACAGAUAUUCUAUCUCAUCUUCUAUGUUAGGAGGGAGCAAUCACCAGUCCAUUAACAGUAAUCUUUUAUGUCUUUGAGUCCAAUGGCGUGAAUAAGCUAUGAGCAGCUACAUUUUGCAUGAAAAGACAAACUCACUGAGUGCAACUCCAACACAAGGAUGCCAUGCAUGUCGUCCCAGUGUAAUGCCUUACUUGUCUUCAAGAACUUAACCAAUGACAAAUGUGUAUUUUAUAUAUAUAUAUAUAUAUAGGCUAUAUUCAAUUAUUCACACUAUGUCUUAUUUCUUUGAUGUACCGAUGUGACUUCUGUGUUCUGUCCAAAGUGUUUUAUGUCUGAGUAUUCAAACUCAAGUGUUAUUUUUUAAUUCACGUUAAUGGCAUAUAAGAAAUGAAUACAUUUCUAAUGAGAUAUUGUGUACUAUAGGUUCAUUAAACAUCCUGAACAUCUCA